Molecule: messenger RNA, 4060 nt
Organism: Oncorhynchus mykiss (rainbow trout)
Lineage: Eukaryota; Metazoa; Chordata; Actinopteri; Salmoniformes; Salmonidae
Source: RefSeq, a predicted model, not a curated record
GGUCAGAGAGGUCUGGGGUUGUGUGAGUGUGGGGUGGAAGGAUAGGGAGGGAUGAGGGGAUGCACGUCUAUUAUCUCAUUGCCGGACAGAAAGGGGAUUGGGUCUAGACAUCGUGACAAAAGAGGGUGGGUUGGUACUGUUGUGAAGAGGGGUUGCUCAGGAACCCCACUAUUAAACGCAAGACGUGAGCUAGGAAGGAGUGUGUAAGUUAUUGUUGGUUACUUUCUGGAAGAAACGUUCAAUCAGGAUGCCAGAGCCGGUCAAAAAAACAGUCUCAACAUUUGCCAAGAAACCAAAGACUCAGGUGGCAGAGGAAAGGGAAACAGUGGUUUUGAGACAGAGACAGGGAAGCCUGAUGCGAAGGUGAGAAGGCAGAGCAACACAAAGGACCUUGCCUCUGGCGACAAGUAUGUGAUCAAGGCAGAUGGAAACAAGCACUUACCAUCCAAGCAGUUACCAAGGAGGACGGCACUGCCUAUGCAGUGAUUGCCGGUGGGUCAAAAGUCAAGUUUGACCUUAAGGUGAAAGAGAAAGAAGUCAUGGAGGAAGUCAAAUUGGAAGUGAAGGAGGAAGUGAAGGAGAAGGAAGAGGAAGCCCAGGGUGGGGACACAGCAGCUCCAGAUCCAGCUGCUACAGACACUUUAGCUCCAGCGGAGGCCCCAGCCCCAGCAGAGACACCUGCAGCAGCGGACACUACACUAGCAGCACCUCAGCCAGGUGCCAAUGUACAGCCACAUGACACUCCAGGAUUUGAUGAAAGUCAAGCCCCUGACACGAAGACAGACCUCACUGGCCUGUUUACAGAGAAACCCCAGAGUGGGGAGGUCGCUGUGGGUGAGAACAUUAAUUUUGUGGCUAAAGUGAAUGCUGCUUCACUGCUGAAGAAGCCCACCAUCAAGUGGUUUAAGGGGAAGUGGAUGGACCUGGCUAGCAAGUCUGGAAAGAACCUGCAGCUCAAGGAGCUUUAUGAUCGUAACUCUAAGGUCUACACCUUUGAGAUGCAGAUCAUUGCAGCCAAGCCCAGUUUCGCUGGAGCUUACAGGUGUGAGGUGUCAUCCCGGGACAAGUUUGACAGCUGCAACUUUGACCUAACUGUGCAUGAGGCCCGGGCUGUGGAAGGGUUUGACAUCAGGGCAGCUUUCAGGCGCACCAGUGUGGAUGGAAGUGAGGAAGCAGGAGAGUUGGACUUCAGUGCCUUGUUGAAGAAAAGAGACAGUUUUCUUAAAGGUUCACCAGGUCAUCGUGCCUCUAAGUCCCAGGUCAAAAAUGAGCCUGAUGAGGAUGUAUGGGAAAUCCUCCAGAAGGCUCCAGCCAGUGAGUAUGAGAAGAUCGCCUUCCAGUAUGGCAUAACAGACCUGCGUGGGAUGUUGAAGAGGCUGAAGAAGAUGAAGAAGGAGGAAAAGAAGAGUGAAGCUUUCCUAAAGAAGCUGGACCCUGCCUACCAGGUAGAAAAAGGGCAUAAAAUGAAACUAUGCAUUGAGGUGGCCAAUGAAGACGUAGAUGUAAAAUGGCUGAAGAAUGGGCAAGAGAUUCAAUCAACUGGAAGCAAGUACAUCUUUGAGAGUGUUGGCAACAAGCGAUACCUCACCAUCAACCACUGCUCACUGUCAGACGAUGCCACAUACACUUGUGUGGUCGGAGAUGAGAAGUGCACCACAGAGCUCUUUGUCAAAGAGCCUCCUGUCACUAUUACAAGUCAUCUGGAGGACCAGAUGGUCAUGAAGGGUGAGCGGGUGGAGUUAGAGUGUGAGGUGUCAGAAGAAGGGGCUACUGUCAAAUGGGAGAAAGAUGGUGUGGAGCUGACAAGGGAUGAGUCCUUCAAGUACCGCUUCAAGAAAGAUGGGCGCAAGCACGUCCUCAUCAUUAAUGAGGCAACUAAGGAGGACUGUGGCCACUACACAGUUAAAACCAAUGGUGGUGAAUCUAUGGCUGAACUCAUGGUGUCGGGUAAGUGCUUACGUCAGACAACACAACAGAUUGAAAUACAUCUCUGCUCAACAAUGUUGAACAUGAUAGCUAGUAUCCGGGGGUCCAACCACCUGCAGUCCAUAAAGCAUGUCCAGUUUAAAGACAGACAAAAACCUUAUUCAAGGAUGACCAAGCCAAUGCUGCCAAAGACGGCCGAGAAGAAGCCGGCGACGGAGGAGGUUCCAGUGGAUGGUGCAGUAAAGGCACCGACAGAGGGGGAGGCCAAGCCAGAGGCAGCAAAUGAACCAGCCCCAGAGACCCCUGUUGAGCCAGCAGCACCCGCAGCAGAGCCAGUCCCAGCAGAAGGAGCCCCAGCUCCGGCACCCCCAGCUGAGGAUGGGGCCUCUUCAGCAGAAGGAGACCCACCAGCCGAUAGAGCUCCCCCUGCAGAGCCUGCCCCGGCACCAGAGCCCGUACCAGAGCCGGAACCUCCAAGGACCCCAACCAGUGAACCUGUCGGCCUGUGCGUGGAUGACAUCAGUGACACUACCGUCUCACUGAAGUGGAGAACCCCGGAGCAUCUGGGCUCGUCUGAGCUGGAUGGCUAUGGGGUCGAGUACUGCAAGGAGGGCUCUGAUGAAUGGGUGCCAGCUUUCGAGGGUCUGACAGAGAGGACAUCUGUAAUCAUCCGGGACCUGCCGACAGGGGAGAAGAUGCAGUUCCGUGUCAGAGCCUACAACACGGCAGGGCCCAGUGCACCUACCUCCCUAGCACAGGCCGUCACUAUCCGCGAGAUCAUGCAGAAACCCAAAAUCUGGAUUCCUAGAAAUCUCCGCCAGACCCUCAUCAAGAAAGUGGAGGAGACAAUCAACCUUGUGAUCCCUUUCCAGGGCAAACCUAGGCCUGUGAUCACCUGGAGUAAAGAUGGGGAGCAUCUGAACCCGAAGCAGGUCAGCGUCCGAAACAGCGACACCGACACAAUCCUAUUCAUCCGCAAGUCAGAGAGGAAGGACUCUGGGAAGUAUGAAGUCAAGCUGCAGAUUGAGAAUGUUGAGGACACAGCCAGCAUCUCAAUUCAAAUUGUCGAUUUGCCUGGGUCUCCAGAGAAACUGAAGAUCAUGGAUGUUUGGGGCUUUAACGUGGCUCUGGAGUGGAAGCCACCCAAGGACAAUGGAAAUUGUGAAAUAACCGGCUACAUGGUUCAGAAGGCUGACAAGAAGACCAUGGAAUGGUACACUGUCUAUGAACUAUAUAGGCGAACUAACUGUGUGGUGGCUGAUCUCAUCAUGGGGAAUGAAUACAUCUUCCGUAUCUACGCUGUGAACAUGGUAGGCCUCAGCCUAGAGCCCUGCUUCUCAGCAGACAGUGCCUACAUCCAGAAAACAGGUUUCGAGUACAAGCCUCCAACUUACAAGGAGCAUGACUUUUCCGAGGCGCCUAAGUUCACACACCCUCUAGUGAGCCGUUCAGUCAUAGCAGGCUACAACGCCACCCUCAGCUGCUCUGUCAGAGGCAUCCCCAAGCCCAAAGUGACAUGGUACAAAAACAAGAUGGACAUCUCCAACGAGGCCAAGUAUCGUAUGUUCAGUAGGCAGGGCGUACUCACCCUGGAGAUCCGCAAGCCCUGCUCAUUUGACGGGGGAGUGUACAUGUGCAAAGCAGUCAACACCAGUGGAGAAGACGCAGUGGAGUGUAAGCUGGAGAUUCGCCCACCUGGUACUUUCCCCCAAGCUCAAAUCACCAAAGAGGAGAGGGAUAAGCAGAUGAACAAGGCUGAUUAGGUGUAAAGAAGCCGGUUGAAGAUAGGAUGGAUGUCCUGUCUCAUCCUACACGGACCUCCACUGGGACCCUGGCCAGACUACAGCUCAAUGUGAAGAGACCAGAGAUAAUCCAUUAGCUUUCAUUACCCUGUGUCCCACUACCACCCCGUUAUGUGCACAUGUCAAUCUUCCCCGUUCCCUGUUGUGAAAUCAUCUUACAUAGGUCAUCCAAUACAUUACAUUCAUCCACAUUGUGUUAUUGUACCUUUAUUUAUUUAAUGGAAUAAUUUGAGGAGUAGCAAAGGACUGCAUUGUUUGAUUCACUCUAGCAUUCUUUGUAGAAAAGGGUUAUUGAGUAUCAGUGGCAUAGAAUAUUUAUUUUAUGUCUGAAA